Messenger RNA from Ficedula albicollis (Collared flycatcher), 2186 nucleotides. Its product is annotated as cyclic AMP-dependent transcription factor ATF-7-like. The record is from RefSeq and is a predicted model, not a curated record. NCBI's taxonomy places the organism in Eukaryota, Metazoa, Chordata, Aves, Passeriformes, Muscicapidae. Gene Ontology annotation, molecular function: cAMP response element binding; DNA-binding transcription factor activity, RNA polymerase II-specific. The transcript has 7 exons. Gene Ontology annotation, biological process: regulation of transcription by RNA polymerase II. The coding region runs from base 64 to 1416 and encodes 450 amino acids.
GGUUUUUGGGGCUGUUUAACCAUUUCUGUCCUUUCUGUGCUCCCCAGGCUGCAGAAGGCAAGGAUGGGGGACGACAGACCCUUCGUGUGCAGCGCCCCGGGCUGCGGGCAGAGGUUCACAAACGAGGACCACCUGGCUGUCCACAAGCACAAGCACGAGCUGACUCUCAAGUUCGGCCCCGCUCGCACCGACUCCGUCAUCAUCGCAGAUCAGACUCCGACCCCGACCCGGUUCCUGAAGAACUGUGAGGAGGUGGGGCUGUUCAACGAGCUGGCCAGCUCCUUCGAGCACGAGUUCAAGAGAGCUGCUGAGGAUGAGGAGAAAAAGGCAAGAGAUGGAGGGAUCACCCCGAGCCCUCGGGAGGUGCAGGUUUGCCCCGCACCAGGCUGGAGGAUGAUGAUGAUGAUGAUGAUGAUGAUGAUGCUGCUGCUGCUGAUGCUGCUGAUGAUGCAGGGUUUGUUUCGCUGCAGGUCUCCCUCGGGCUCCCUCCCGCUCGUGGUGCAGCUCGCCAACGGCCAGACCGUGCCCGUGCUGCCCGGGCCCCCCCUGCAGAUGCCUUCUGUCAUCUCGGUGAGAGAAGCUUCCAGAGCUCCUGCCCCGAGCAGGGACCGGCCCUGGGCAGGAGCAGGAGGGAGAGGAGGAGGGGGGAGAGGAGCAGGGGCAGCUCUGAUCCCUGUCGCUGUCCCUGUCCCCGUGCAGGUGUCCCCAGCCCAGCCCACGCCCAGCACGGGCGGGCGCCGCAAGCGGGCAGUGGACGAGGACCCGGACGAGCGGCGGCAGCGAUUCCUGGAGCGGAACCGCGCGGCCGCCUCGCGCUGCCGGCAGAAGCGCAAGCUGUGGGUCAGCUCCCUGGAGAAGAAAGCCGAGGAGCUGACGAGCCAGAACAUCCAGCUGAGCAACGAGGUGACGCUGCUCAGGAACGAGGUGGCUCAGCUGAAGCAGCUGCUGCUGGCCCACAAGGACUGUCCCGUCACGGCCCUGCAGAAGAAGACUCAGGGCUACCUGGGUGAGUCUGGGGCUCCUGGAGCCUGGCACGGGGCUGGCUGCCAGGGGAGGGGGGGAUGGUGUCCUGUCACCUCUGUCACCUCCCAUCACCUCUGCAGGGCAGGGCUCUCACACACAGGACAGAGCAGGGCUGGGCUGGCAGGGACCCCAAAAUCCCCCCACACCCCCCAGGGCAUUUCCACCCCUCUCCUGCUCAGGAGGGUCCCCCGGAUUGUCCCUCAGGGCUGGAGCUGGCAGCCCGGGCCGUGCCCAGGGCAGGGUUUGGUGCCUCUGCCUGUCCAGGGGGUUGGAUGUGCAUCCACCUCUCCCUGCUCCCGCCUGGCCCAGAUGGCCGGGCAAAGGACAGAGCUGGCCGUGCCCGUGGCCUCGCACGUCAUCAUGGCCCCACAGUCCCAGUCUGCCGGCAGAUGAUGGCCCCGGGCCCCAGGAGCGCCCCAGGACUGACCACAGCCCAGAGUGACCGCUGCCCCGGGCUGGCCACAGACUGACCACAGCCCAGAGUGACCACAGCCCCUGACUGACCACCAUGCCAGGAUUUCUCCUUUCUCUUCUGGGGUUUUACUUUUUGUUUUGUUUUGUUUUGAGGUAAGGGCAGCUCUGGCGCUGUCCCCGGCCCCGGAGCCCCCGGGCAGGGCGGGCUCUGUGCUGAACACUAAACCCUGUGGGGAGCUGCCACCCUCCCUGUCCCUGGGCAGGGGCUGUGACACCUGUGCUGUCCCCUGGGCAGGGGCUGUGACACUCCGUGCUGUCCCUGUGACACUCACGCUGUCUCCUGUCCGCUGUGACACCCGCGCUGUCCCCGCGCUGUCCCCGCGCUGUCCCCGCGCCCCCCAGGCUCGCUCCCGCCCCCGAGUCCUUGCACCUUCACCCGGAGGCUCCCGGCGCUCGGAGCUCGCAGGCUCGAGGUCUCCUCCCUCCCCGGUCCCGGCGAUGGAUUUUGGGCAGGAUGGGAAGUGGGACUGCUCUGGGUUUGUGUCCCAGGGCCUGGGACGAGGGGGCAGCGCGGGGCGGGGGAACAGAGGUGUCCCCAGGUGUCCCCAGGGGCUGCUGCAGGCGGGGUGACGGGAGAGGCGCGGCCGGGGCGGCUCCCGCAUUCCCGACGGGAUUGGAGCCGGGAAUGGCCGCAGGGAACGGCCCAGGACAAGCCCAGCCCGAUAAACCCAGCCCGGGGAAACCCAGCC